Messenger RNA from Rhea pennata, 8333 nucleotides. It is a transcript of the gene SETD2, whose product is annotated as SET domain containing 2, histone lysine methyltransferase. NCBI's taxonomy places the organism in Eukaryota, Metazoa, Chordata, Aves, Rheiformes, Rheidae. Gene Ontology annotation, cellular component: chromosome; nucleus. The transcript has 20 exons. Gene Ontology annotation, biological process: regulation of DNA-templated transcription. The coding region runs from base 20 to 7774 and encodes 2584 amino acids. The record is from RefSeq and is a predicted model, not a curated record. Gene Ontology annotation, molecular function: protein binding; histone H3K36 methyltransferase activity.
CGUUUCUUGCUUCUGCUUGAUGUUUACACCUUAUUUUUCUGUUUCCUUUUGCAUGUUUUCUCGGCUGGAUUGCAACAGAGAAGAAGAAAAUGAGAUCAAGACUGAAACCGUGCAGAAGGCUGGCUUUAUCAAAGGCCCGGUGUUCAAAGGUGUUGCUUCCAGUCGCUUUUUGCCCAAAGGCACCAAAACGAAGGUUAACCUAGAGGAGCAAGGAAGACAAAAGGUGUCUUUCAGCUUUAGUUCAACCAAGAAACCCUUGACAAAUAGGUUUCUGUCUGGUCUCGGAAAUGAGAAACAAAAUGAAACUCAGAACUCCCCAGCAGCACCCCAUCAAACUGACUUUAACCCCAAAAUUAAAAUGGUCCUUGGGGAUGCUUCUGGUCCAGCUGAAGAAUCUUCACCUCCAAAACCGAAGGUAGAGCUAGGGAAGACCCAUUUUAAGAAACCUUUGCUUAACGUUACAGCAAAACCGCUUCUAGCUGCUGCUGCAGCAGCAACGCUACCACCACCGCCGCCGCCGCCGGCUGUGGCACCAGUGACAGAACUGGUGGCAGUGGCCGCAGAAUUUCCGUCAACACCACCACCUCCACCUCUGCUGACAGUGUCAUCACCAGCAUCCAUACCAGUUCCUGCCACAGCAGCCGUGCCACAACUGCCAGUGACAUUGCUGUCGACACUGUUGCUGUCGCCACCUGUAGAAACUGAAGUCCCCGCUUCAAAGGAGCCAUGUCGUGCAGUACCUAAGGAAGCUUUGGAACUGAAUGUUAGACAGGAUGCUGUAUCACACAGUUCUGAGGAACAUGUAACUCAAAAUGCGCUUGAGCAGACGGAAAUAACUCCACAGAAGGAAGAUUCCCAUAUUGGGAAAGAGGAUGAAGUUUCAGACAGCUCGAAGGGUGCUUCCCUGUGCUCUAGGAAACAGGGUUCGAAGAGGAAGUUCUCCCAGUCUGAUGGCACCUUCCUGGGUUCCGAAUCUGAUGAGGAUUCUGUGAGGACUUCUUCCAGCCAGCGGUCACAUGAGCUAAAAAUAUCAAGCACAGAAAAAGAGAGAGAUGCCAGAAGAAGUUCUACAUCUCUCAGAGGUGAAGAACUAUUGAAGUCUUCCUCACGAUCUAAGUCGGACAGAGAUGAAAAAUAUUCUAGUUAUUCAAAAUCAGAAAGAGAUUCGCGGUAUAGUUCCUCCCGAUCUAGAUCAGACAGAGAAAGAAGGCGGAGCCGGUCUCGUUCUCGUUCCCGAUCUGAUCGGAGCUCUAGAACCAGCUCUUCCUAUUCGAGGUCAGAGCGCUCGCAUUACUAUGAAUCCGACCGGAGAUACCAUCGGAGCUCCCCUUACAGAGAAAGGACAAGAUAUUCUCGCUCAUAUGCAGAUAACAGGGCGCGAGAAAGUUCUGAUUCAGAAGAUGAAUACAGGAGGACACAUUCCAGAUCGAGUGACUCCAGGCGGACGUCAUCCCAUUCUUCCUCAUACAGAGAUUCUAGGACUUCUUACUCUAAAUCGGACAGGGACAGCAAAAUAGAGUCAUCUCAUGCUGAAAUGGAGAGGAGAGGAAAGUCUUCUUCAAAAGCAGAUAGAGAUUCAAAAAGGACUUCCGAAAGUGAAGUUACCAAAAGGUGCUCUCCCCUUGAUGAGCUAGGGUAUCGAAAGGGGACAUCCCAUUCUAAACCUGACAGUAAUGUGAAUUCUUCCCGUUAUAAGUCCACCCCUUCAAAGACCCCUGCACCAAAGUCUGAUAAAUUUAAAAGUUCUUUCUGUUGUACAGAAUCAAUUGAAGAAAUAAAGCAGCAGUCUAAUUCUCUAGAUUUAGAGACCUCUUGUCUAAAAAGCAGUGAAAUGAGAAUGUCCGUUGCAAAAAAAUUUGAAAGGGAAAAGACACUUUCUCCAUUAAAUCAAUUAAAUGAGUCACCCACUUUUAAAAAGAUAGAUGAGUCAAAAGUAGGUUUUUCUAACUCAAAAUCUGAUGAACUUACAGGAAAUGAAUGCCAUGACAGUGUUAAGGAACAAGAAACUUUAAUAAAGCAUGACCAGUUAAGAACUUGUUUCCCUAUGGAGUUGAAUAUAAAUGGGUCCCCGGAAGGUAGGUCUGACGAAUUGGCUGCUUUCAGUGCCUCCAAAACGGAGGUUGUGGCAGCGUCUUCUGACGAUAGUCUGUGUAGGUCAGAAGCAUCACCUGUACUAAAAACGAGUAAGUUGUAUGCGUUGCCAUCUAAUGGAUUUGAAAGCGUGUGUGCAUCUAGAGAACAAGAGCUAGAUGAUUCUCAUGUGCAGUCCAGUGAGUGUAACAGUUUGUUUAAAGAAACGGAGGCUCCAGUUGCAGAGCAGCAAGGGGAAGCUGUGUCUUUGCCUGUCGUGAAUGUAGAUCAUUCAAAAACUUUACUUAAGAAGCUGGAUGAUCAGGCCACUCCGUGUGACAAAACCAAAGAAUCAGUUUUUUGCUACAUUUCAGAUGAUGCUACCCCGUCUUUGUGUCAUUCAGAAGUUGAAAUUGAAGUUGAACCAGCACAUUUAAAAGUUACUUCAGAAACUUUUCUGGACAUUCAGGUAGAACCACAAACAGUUACAUGCGAUUAUGAAAGCAUGGAGGAUCAAAACUUAAAGUCUACAUGUGAAGAUGAGCAGUAUCAUAUUAAUCCUUCCCAUAAAAUUAGCUUAACUGUGGAUAGCUCAAGCAGAGAUUCCUCCCAGGAUGAGUAUUCCCUGAGAGUCAAAUUAGACAAUCCCAUCAUUUCACAGCAGCUGGACGAAAUUGUCACUUCCAAGUGGGAUAGCGCCCAGCUGGAUAAAGGUGAGAAGCUGCUGCAGCUUUCUGAAACUGAAGAGAUGCAGGAAUUAGAUAGUCAGCACGUCGAUCUUCAUUUAGCAAAAGGAAAAUCAUCGUUUCAAGAUGAACACUCGUAUUAUUCAGAAGUACCUCUGGAACACCGGAGCAGAGAGAAAGCAGCAGCAGAAAGUGCUGUUUCUACGGAAGGAAUUGGGUCCGAUGAUCAGUGUCUUGGAUUAUCAGCUGAGAGGGAUGAAGAAAAUGAGUCCUUGGUGGCUUCUGCUUUUUCAGAAGCUUUGUUUCCAUCCUGUGAUGUUGUUGUCACGGCAGAAGAAACAGAAACUGUAACUCAAGCCCCGACGUGUGAUAGCAGCGGAAAUGCUUCCGAAUUUGUUCCCACUCGCAAUGAUGACUAUUCGGACACGGCUGAAAGUGACAGUGAUCCGGGCAGUGAAGAAAGCGACACAGAAGACUCUGAUUCUGACGACGGCAUGCCGCGGAAACGGCUCCAGUCCAUCGUGGUGGUGCCAAAAAACUCAACCAUCCCGAUGGAGGAAAGCAGCCCGUGCUCGUCUCGGAGCAGCCAAGGGACUAGGCGCUACUCUGACCACUGGGAUGAUGAGAGACCGGAGUCCAGCAGGCCUUAUUAUGAGGAGAGGUCAGAGAAUCUGGCAAGUAAAAAUGGGCCACAAAUGGAGAGCAGAUGUUCCCCUAGAGGAAUGGACAAGAGUCCGGCAACAUCUACUGAGCUUAGCAGAAAGGAAAUGGAAGAGCUGCGCCCGGAUGCUUCCCAGCCUCAGAGUGAUGGUGUUGACAGUACGAGUCAGGCAGAGUUGACGGCAGAUUCCAUCAGCAAAUCCAAUCUGGAGCAGAGAAUGAUACUGAAGGAGCUGGUCUCCACGGGUAGACCAGUUGGCCAGCAGGAAGCGCAGAUGUUUUGUCUGCCUGAGAGUUUUGAAGGUGCUGAUAAAUCUCAACACCAAACAAAUUCUUCCAAGCCAGACAGUAGGCAAGGGAAGGGUGGGCUUAAUCAGUCUGGCCUUGGAGACUUUUCCAGGGUGGACGGUUUUCAUACGACAGAGGAUUUGGGUGGUCUGGGCUGGGACUUUUCCCAGCCGGAGAAGCCCAGUAGUACAUAUCAGCAGCCUGAUAGCAGUUUUGGAGUCUACUCGGGUUAUGUUUACCAGCCCGGUUCGGGAGUGUACAGUGGCUCUCAGAGUUACUGGCAAGGCAAUGGUUAUUGGGAUGCCAGAUCUGCUAGCCGGCCGUCUGGAAUGACUUAUGAACGAGUUCAGGGACAAGUACCAGAUUCCUUGACGGAGGAUCAUGAGGAGUACGAAGAGGAUGACCGCUGGGAUGAUGACUGUAAGGCUCAUUUUCCCAGCCAGUCGAGCAAAUUUCAUGUUCCUGAACAGAAAGAAAAAGGUUCUGUGCAGGCACAUGAGAUCAGCAGCAAUUCCACCAAGGAGCCCGUAUCCAUUGGUGAGAAGAAGGAGGAGGUGAAGGUUUUGGAAAAGAAUGAUGUGAAAGAGCGAGGACCACCCAAAAAAAGACGCCAGGAGUUGGAAAGUGACUCUGAGAGUGAUGGAGACUCAAGAGAGAGGAAGAAAGUAAAAAUGGAGGGGGAGCAAGUCGACUCAUUGCCGCAGGAUUCCUCCAUGGUUGGUCGGUUGUGUAUUAUGGAAGACUUCAGAGACCCGCAGCGCUGGAAGGAGUUUGCCAAGCAAGGAAAAAUGCCCUGCUACUUCGACCUUAUUGAGGAAAACGUGUACUUGACAGAAAGGAAGAAGAACAAAUCUCACCGGGAUAUUAAGCGAAUGCUGUGUGAAUGCCCUCCUCUUUCCAAAGAAGAACGAGCUCAGGGGGAGGUUGCUUGUGGCGAAGACUGUCUCAAUCGCCUGCUUAUGAUAGAGUGUUCUUCCAGGUGCCCAAAUGGCGACUACUGUUCCAACAGACGGUUCCAGAAGAAACAGCAUGCAGAUGUUGAAGUGAUCCUCACUGAGAAGAAAGGUUGGGGGCUCAGAGCUGCCAAAGAUCUCCCAUCGAACACUUUUGUGUUGGAGUAUUGUGGAGAAGUGCUGGACCACAAAGAAUUCAAGGCCCGGGUGAAGGAGUACGCUCGGAACAAGAACAUUCAUUAUUACUUCAUGGCCCUGAAAAACGAUGAGAUAAUAGAUGCUACCCAGAAAGGAAACUGCUCUCGUUUUAUGAACCACAGCUGUGAACCAAACUGCGAGACACAAAAGUGGACUGUGAACGGACAGCUCAGAGUUGGAUUUUUCACCACCAAAUUAGUCCCGUCUGGCUCAGAGCUGACGUUUGACUACCAGUUUCAGAGAUACGGCAAGGAAGCUCAGAAGUGCUUCUGUGGCUCGGCUAACUGCCGAGGUUACCUUGGAGGAGAGAACAGGGUCAGCAUCCGAGCUGCAGGAGGCAAAAUGAAAAAGGAGCGCUCCCGCAAGAAAGACUCGGUGGAUGGAGAACUGGAAGCACUGCUGGAGAAUGGAGAGGGCCUCUCGGAUAAGAACCAGGUUCUCAGUUUAUCCCGCUUGAUGGUUCGGAUCGAGACUCUGGAGCAGAAGCUUACCUGCCUCAAGCUCAUUCAGAACACGCACUCGCAGUCCUGCCUGAAGUCCUUCCUCGAGUGUCAUGGCUUGUCCCUCCUCUGGAUUUGGAUGACGGAGCUGGGCGAUGGGAGGGGAAGCACCGCUAACAACCUGAAGCUGCAGCUGGAGAUUAUGAAGACGCUUGAGCUCCUGCCUAUACCUAAUAAGAACAUGUUGGAGGAGAGCAAAGUGCUUGGGAUUAUUCAGCGCUGGGCUCAGACCAAGACCGCUGUCCCGCAGCUCAGUGAGGGCGAUGGCUACUCGAGCGAGAAUACGUCGCGGGCUCAUACGCCGCUUAACACACCAGAUCUUUCCACCAAGCAGAGUGCAGAAGGUGACACGGAUACCCCCAAGAAGCUGGUGUUUCGAAGGCUCAAAAUUAUCAGUGAAAACAGCAUGGACAGUGCAAUCUCAGAUACAACCAGCGAGCUGGAAGGAAAAGAAGGCAAAGAGGACCUGGACCAGCUGGAGGGUGCCACCACGGAGGGAUCAGAGGAGCAGCCCCAGCAGCCGGAGAUUAAAGCUGCCAUUGACAUUCCGGUGGAGAGCAGCAAGCCCCAGGCACUGGAGCUGGAGGCUGAGCCUGAAGCUGAGGUCAAAGAGAGCAAUGGUGUAAAGCUGGAAGAGCCCAUUACCAUGGAAACGCCAUCUCAAGAUGAAGAGGAAGGCGUCUCUGACGUUGAGAGCGAGAGAAGCCAAGAGCAAACUGACAAAAUUGUGGAUGUGAGCGAUUUGGCUACCAGGCUGCUUGAUGUCUGGAAAGACCUGAAGGAGGUGUACCGAAUCCCGAAGAAGAGUCAAGCAGAAAAGGAGAACAGCGCGGACCGCGGGAGGGAGGCAGCAGGCCACAGGGAUCAGACCCCUACUCCCAAGAAUCCCGUCCUGAGCCGCGAGCGCGAGCCCGAGAGGCAGAGCCAGAGCAAAGAGAAGAAGAGGCGGCGAGAUUCGUUGUCGCCGCCGUCUUCGGCGUACGAGCGGGGAACGAAGAGGCCAGAAGACAGGUAUGACACGCCAGCUUCUUCGAAGAAGAAAGUCCGGCUUAAAGAUCGCAACAAGCUGUCCACCGAGGAGCGGCGGAAGCUCUUUGAGCAGGAGGUGGCCCAGCGGGAGGCUCAGAAGCAGCAGCAGCAGCUGCAGAACCUGGGCAUGGCGUCCCCCCUUCCGUACGACUCCAUGGGCUACGGCACGCCCCACCACAGCUUCAUCGGCUACCCGCCCGGCUACCCCAUGCAGGCCUACGUGGACCCCAGCAACCCCAACGCCGGCAAGGUGCUGCUGCCCACGCCGAGCAUGGAUUCGAUGUGCUCGCCGGCGGCCUACGAGCACCCGCAGACUUUGGUUGGGCACACGGUGGAGCCAACCUUAACAACACCCCAGCCUGUACCAGUAGUCCAACAUGUAGCAACGACGAUGGAGGUUACAACUCCGCAGUAUGUAGCACAAAGCGACACCGUAGUCCAUCAGGAACCGAACGUGGCCGUCUUGCCCGUGCCAGCCCCGGGGCCGGUGCAGGGCCAGAGCUACGGGGUCUGGGACUCCAGCCAGCAGACUGUCGCUGUACAACAGCAGUACUCGCCAGCCCAGUCCCAGCCAGCCAUAUAUUACCAGGGACAGACCUGUCAGACUGUUUAUGGUGUGACGUCCCCUUACUCGCAGACGACCCCACCAAUCGUACAGAGUUAUGCACAGCCAGGUCUUCAGUACAUCCAGGGCCAGCAGAUUUACACAGCUCAUCCGCAGGGAGUAAUAGUGCAGCCACCGACAGCAGUGACGACUAUUGUAGCAGCCGGGCAGCCUCAGCCCAUCCAGCAGCCAGAGCUUGUGGUGACCAAUAACCUCCUGGACUUGCCACCACCAUCCCCUCCAAAACCCAAAACGAUCGUCCUCCCACCCAACUGGAAAACAGCCCGAGAUCCAGAGGGAAAGAUCUACUAUUACCACGUGAUAACAAGGCAAACCCAGUGGGAUCCACCUACCUGGGACAGCCCCGGAGACGACGCUAGCCUGGAACAUGAAGCUGAAAUGGACCUGGGGACCCCAACGUACGAUGAGAAUCCGAUGAAGUCUUCCAAAAAGCCCAAAACGGCGGAAGCGGACACGUCGAGCGAGCUGGCGAAGAAGAGCAAAGAGGUCUUCAGGAAAGAAAUGUCGCAGUUCAUCGUGCAGUGCCUGAACCCCUACCGCAAGCCCGACUGCAAGGUGGGAAGGAUCACCACCACGGAGGACUUCAAGCACUUGGCGCGCAAGCUCACCCACGGCGUCAUGAACAAGGAGCUGAAAUACUGCAAGAACCCCGAGGACCUGGAGUGCAACGAGAACGUGAAGCACAAAACGAAGGAGUACAUCAAGAAGUACAUGCAGAAAUUUGGGGUCAUCUACAAACCCAAAGAGGACACGGACUUGGAGUAACCCUCCCGGCGGCCGCGAGGACCGAGCCCUCCGGCGGCGGCGGCCGAAUCCUGCCCCGCGCCCCGGCGGACGCCACCAACCUGUGAAUUUGGCCGGGGCCGCGGGCGCUCGGCCGAGGAGCGGGGCCGGGCCGCGGGCGCCGGCGGUGCUGCGGGACGCGCUCGUCCCCUCCCGCCUCCCCCAGAUCUGUAUUAUAUUUUAACGUAUAUGUGAAUAUAUUGAUAACUUUUUUUGGUUUUUUUUUCCGUUUCGUUUUGUUGUUUUCUGCUUUUAGCCCAACACCGGUAUCACGGGAACACUUUGUAAGGAUAGUUUCGGUUUUCCGUAUUUUUUUUCCCCCUUUCCCUCCCCGUUUUUGUUUUCGUUCUGCAAGGUUUAAUCUGUUAUCAUGUAAAUAUUCAGGAACGGGCUGCCCCUGGAUUUCCGGCAGGCCUUGUGCUAUGUUGAUAAGAUUGAUUUUACUGCUUAAAUCAUUUUACUUUAUCCAAUUUUUACUGGAACUUUUUAUGUAAAAAAAAAAAAAACUGAAAAAAAAAAUAAUAAAAUGAAAUCGAGACAG